AUGAGCCGCCCAAAGCACAUUCGCCGUGAGGUUUCUGAACUCCGACGAGUAGCCCAGCUUGACCUGUUAAUUGAGGAAGGAGGGCGAACGAGUCCUGACACGCUCCUUGCAACCUUGAGCGGAGAAGUUUCGUUUCUCCACCACGAUGGGCGUGUUCACGUGGCCAAAGAGUUUAUAUGCGACGGGGCAGUCGCGGGACGCCGACACAGGCGGCGCACUUCAGCUGUCUGUGCUUGGAGACUCAGGAAGCAUCUUUCCUGGCGGGAAAAGGCUGCCACUAUGGGCCGCGGUGGAGCCGGGCGACGGAAAGGCGUGGCUCCUCCAGCAGCAAAAAAGGAUGCUCCUUCAGCCCCCAAGAGGCCAGGAGAUGGGCAGGGCAACGGGGAAACCACGACGGCGCGUCUCGCUAAAAAUGCGGCGUCGCUCUCCGAUGAAGGAAAAGAAAAAGGCUCCGACCAGGCUGGGAAAGGCGUUGCCCCAAGUGAGAGGAAAGCUUCCCAGAAGAAGAAAGGCGACCCCAGAACGGGGGAAGCGGAGCAGGCAGCGGGGGAAAUGCUUUCCCAGAUGAAGCAGGUCGAGUCUGCCCUGGUAGAAAAAGAGCCUGCCUGGGGAAGGGCAGCAGUUGCCACCGCCAGGAAGAAAGGCGCUGCCCAGAAGACGAAACCUCUUCCCAAACAGGGAGAAGAAUCCGACCAGCCGGACCAAGAAACCGCCUGUGCGGGGAGAAAAGCUUCCCGGAAGAGUAAAGAGGUCGCGACCCCCACGGAGGGGGAAUGCCGCCAGGCAGGGGGGAAGGGAACGGACGCCCCAGAGAAGCCCGAUUUCCAGGUGAAGGCAGAGGCUGCCCCCAUAGCGAAGCAGUCGCACCAGGAGAGGCCAGAAGCUGGGGUCCGAAGGAGACCUGCUUCCCAGAAGAAAGGCGCCCACAGAACGGGGAAAGCGGAGCAGUCAGCGGGGGAAAUGCUUUCCCAGAUGAAGCAGGUCGAGUCUGCCCUGGUAGAAAAAGAGCCUGCCCGGGGAAGGGCAGCAGUUGCCACCGCCAGGAAGAAAGGCGCUGCCCAGAAGACGAAACCUCUUCCCAAACAGGAAGAAGAAUCCGACCAGUCGGACCAAGAAACCGCCUGUGCGGGGAGAAAAGCUUCCCGGAAGAGUAAAGAGGUCGCGACCCCCACGGAGGGGGAAUGCCGCCAGGCAGGGGGGAAGGGAACGGACGCCCCAGAGAAGCCCGAUUUCCAGGUGAAGGCAGAGGCUGCCCCCAUAGCGAAGCAGUCGCACCAGGAGAGGCCAGAAGCUGGGGUCCGAAGGAGACCUGCUUCCCAGAAGAAAGGCGCCCACAGAACGGGGAAAGCGGAGCAGUCAGCGGGGGAAAUGCUUUCCCAGAUGAAGCAGGUCGAGUCUGCCCUGGUAGAAAAAGAGCCUGCCCGGGGAAGGGCAGCAGUUGCCACCGCCAGGAAGAAAGGCGCUGCCCAGAAGACGAAACCUCUUCCCAAACAGGAAGAAGAAUCCGACCAGUCGGACCAAGAAACCGCCUGUGCGGGGAGAAAAGCUUCCCGGAAGAGUAAAGAGGUCGCGACCCCCACGGAGGGGGAAUGCCGCCAGGCAGGGGGGAAGGGAACGGACGCCCCAGAGAAGCCCGAUUUCCAGGUGAAGGCAGAGGCUGCCCCCAUAGCGAAGCAGUCGCACCAGGAGAGGCCAGAAGCUGCUGUCCGAAGGAGACCUGCUUCCCAGAAGAACAAACCUGUCGCCAAGGCGUCUGUCCCGGCCGGCAUCCAGAGCCUGAAUCAGGUGCUGGAAAAACUCAAGAUAGCUACCCAGCAGCGGUCCGUGGCUGCGCGGCGGGUUAAUCAGGUCAGGGACCUCCUGGUAACUGCAAUAAAAAUGGAAGACUGCUUCUCCUUUGUCGACGUACUGGGCACUGGCAGUUACUACGAGCGGGUCAAGAUAUCUAUCCCAGACGAGUUUGAUAUUAUGCUUAAAAUACCAAAUCUAAGAAUUGAGCUGGAAUCCUGCAGUGUUGGUGCUUCUACUGGCGCUUUCUAUUAUGUAAAAUUGAAAAGGAAUCCUGGAAAAGGGUGUUUACAUAAAUUUUUAGAUGAAAAAGAACGACUUUCAUCUUCUAAUAUGCUUUCAGCACUGAGGACCAUUAUUGUAGAAGCAGUAAAGGAAAUUGAAGAUGUGAAAGUGUCUGUAGAGAGAAAGAGGCCUGGAAGCCCUGCAGUAACCCUUCUCAUUGGAAAGACUCCCUGCGUUAUAUCAGUAGAUAUCAUUCUUGCUUUGGAAUUUCGGUGUCAGAACUGGUGUGAGAGUACAAAGAAUGGUCUACUCAUUAAUGAAUGGCAAGGAAGAAAAGUAAAGAAAGCCUUUCUCAAUGAACCGCUCUUGCUCGUGCCCAAGAAUGCCAAGGAUGGAAAGGGCUUAAUAGAAAACACUUGGAGACUCUCUUUCUCACAUAUUGAGAAGGCUUUAAUGACUGAUCAUGGCCACGCGAAGACAUGCUGUGAAAAAAAUGGAACAAAAUGCUGUAGGAAAGAUUGUCUGAAACUUCUGAAGUAUUUGCUGAAGCAACUGAAAACAAAACAUGAAAACAGAAAUCAAUUUGACAGAUUUCAUUCUUACCAUGCCAAAACUGCCUUUUUCCACACAUGUGCCAACUGGCCCCAUGAUGAAGAAUGGCUUCAGAAAAACCGUGACGAAUGCUUCAAGAGACUUCUGGGUUAUUUUCUGGAUUGUCUCAAAAAAGCUGAGCUUCAACACUUUUUUAUACCUGAGUUCAACUUACUCUGCACAGACAAAGUUCAAAAGACAAAGUGUAGUACACUUGCCAAAGCAAUUGAAAGUGAGAAAAACAAUAGAUUUCCAGCAUUUUUGCUGUAAGCUUUAAAAUAAAGAGCUGUUUGAA
Molecule: messenger RNA, 2899 nt
Organism: Rhineura floridana
Lineage: Eukaryota; Metazoa; Chordata; Lepidosauria; Squamata; Rhineuridae
Gene: CGAS
Product: cyclic GMP-AMP synthase
Exons: 5
Coding region: 1-2874 (957 amino acids)
Biological process (GO): positive regulation of defense response to virus by host; cellular response to exogenous dsRNA; paracrine signaling
Cellular component (GO): site of double-strand break; cytosol; nucleus
Molecular function (GO): double-stranded DNA binding; chromatin binding; 2',3'-cyclic GMP-AMP synthase activity
Source: RefSeq, a predicted model, not a curated record